Messenger RNA from Onychostoma macrolepis, 2387 nucleotides. RefSeq names its product leucine rich repeat containing 74B (gene lrrc74b). Gene Ontology annotation, molecular function: protein binding. The transcript has 11 exons. Lineage: Eukaryota; Metazoa; Chordata; Actinopteri; Cypriniformes; Cyprinidae. The record is from RefSeq and is a predicted model, not a curated record. The coding region runs from base 173 to 1654 and encodes 493 amino acids.
GCCAACAGGAGACACUACUGCACUGAUUUGCUUUCUCAUAGAUUUUAUUUUAUUUAAGGAUAUCGAUCCUGUCUGGCUUGGGAAACCAGAGUGAACUGAAUGUGAUUUAGUUUGAUCAAAGCAUUCUCAACAUUCAUUUCGCAAACAAUCACAAACUCACACAACGUAUAGAAUGGUAGUGGGCAAAAAGGUGACAAAAGAGAGUAUUCUUCCAUCAGUGUGUGAAGAUGACGGAGAUGAAGGUGGAAAAGAAGAGGAUUUGGGAGGAAUCGCAAGCAGGCCGGUCAGCAGACCCAGGAGUCUCUACAGCAGAGGAAGUGUGGAUGGCCAAAGAGUGUCUAGAUCACCCAGCCAUCAUCAAAGCACAAGAAUGGCCCAUCAGGAUGAAGAUCAUAUGAAUGAAGAAGAUGAGGUGGAUGAAGGUGGAGGUAUCCAUCCAGGUGAUGGACAGCAGCAGGAGGAAGAGUGUGUUAUCAGUGACGAAGAUUUUGACACAGACCUGGAACUCGACAGAUUUCACAAUGAAAGACGAGCAUAUGACCCUACAGGACAGUCAAGCUACAGAGAGGCUUGUAAGAUGCUGAAUGUAGUUCCAGUAUCCUACUUCCUCCGAAAUAUGAACCAGAGUGAACUCAACAUGAUGCAUUAUGGGCUGGGCUCACAGGGUACCAAAGCUCUGGCCAUUUCCUUAGUAACCAACACCUCCAUCCUGAAGCUCAAUCUGCGAGAUAAUUGGAUGGAGGGAAUAGGCGGGGCUGCCAUUGCUGAUAUGCUCAAAGAGAAUUGCUACAUCACAGAGGAACAUGGGGGUUGGACAAGUCUGGAAUCUUUUAGCAAUAUCUUGCAAGAUGUUUUAUGGUGGCAUGACAAAGCCAACAUACCGAUUUCCAUAUCAGAUUUCCAAACAGGCCCAAAUUCCCAGACUUCCUUUGAAAUUGAUUUGUCUGAAAACCGGAUGGGUGAAUACGGAGCCAGGGCUCUGUCCAGCAUGCUGUUGGAAAACUCUACCCUAUUCUCUCUCAACCUCUCCGGGAACCAUCUGGACGAGCGAGCAGCCAGACACCUGUCCCCAGCUCUGAUCAGCAACCAGAAACUUCAGCUCCUCGACCUGAGUCACAACAGAUUCGGAGAUAUAGCAGGGGAAAUCCUGGGUGCUGCUGUUGCCGAGAACACAGGAAUGAAGUCACUCAAUCUGGCUUGGAACUGCAUUCGAGGAAAAGGAGCCAUUGCAUUUGCUAAAGGCCUGGAGGGAAAUAUCUUCUUGCGGACCCUGGAUUUGUCGUUCAACGGCCUGGGCAAAGAAGGAGCUGUGGCUCUAGAGGAAGCACUCAAACACAACAAUACACUGGAGGAUCUGAAUAUCAGCAAUAAUCGCAUACCGUUCGAAGGAGCCAUCCAUUUUGCGCUGGGCCUCCAAGUGAACACGACUCUACGAAUUCUCAAAAUGUCUAGGAACCCAAUGCAGUCAGCGGGAUGCUUCGCCAUUUUAAAAUCAGUUCAAGCAAACCCAGAAACUGCAGUAGAGUUCUUAGACUUCUCUGAUAUUUGCGUGGACCAGGAAUUUGAAGACUUAUUCGAAAGCACCAAAGAAACACUCCCAAACCUUCAAGUGAAACAUGGUGGAAAAAUUAAUGCAGUGCUUAAAAAGAGCUGAGCUUUAUUCAGAAACACAUUCUGGAUAAUUCAAUUGUAAUCGUGUAGGCUUGUAGAACUGCAAAUGUAUUUCUGAACUUGCAUAAAACCUAGACUCUAAACUGAUUUGAAUCUCGCUCCACACUCCUCCACAUGGUAAAUUGGAUCAAGUCAUGGUUGAUGGAUCAUGGUUUCCGGCGUUAAGGGAACAACGGUUCGGUAGAAUAAUGUUUAGAAAAAGAUUUGAUGACAUUAGUGAUCAUAGACUUUAAAAUAUUACUUACAAAAUGGGCGAAUGAGAUGAUGUGUGGAGUAAGCAGAAUUGAUCUAAUUACUUUACUACUGUUUAAAAGUUUGAGGUAGGUAAGUUUUUAUGUUUUCAAAAGAAGUCUCUAAUGCAUUUAUUCAAUCACCAAUUCCGUAAAUAUUAUGAAAUAUUAUUACAAUUUACAAUAACUUUUCUAUUUGAGUAUAUUUUAAAAUGUAAUUUAUUCCUGUGAUGCAAAGCUGAAUUUUCAGCAUCAUUACUCUAGUCUUCAGUGUCACAUGAUCCUUCAGAUUUUUAUUUAAAAGCAUUAUUAAAAAAUUAUCAAUGUUGAAAACAGUUGUGCAGCUUCAUUUUUGUGGAAACCAGUAUAUACAUUUGAUAAAGUUAAAAAGAACAGCAUUUAUUCAAAAUAGAAAUGUAUAAAAGUAUUAAUUGCAUUCACUUAAAAACAUAAUUUUGGGUUUAUAUACCCCUUGCUGAGAAACCA